Messenger RNA from Leptopilina heterotoma, 3807 nucleotides. It is a transcript of the gene garnet, whose product is annotated as AP-3 complex subunit delta-1. Gene Ontology annotation, biological process: neurotransmitter receptor transport, postsynaptic endosome to lysosome; protein targeting to vacuole; synaptic vesicle membrane organization. The coding region runs from base 112 to 3702 and encodes 1196 amino acids. Gene Ontology annotation, cellular component: terminal bouton; presynaptic endosome; endosome membrane. The transcript is spliced from 15 exons. NCBI's taxonomy places the organism in Eukaryota, Metazoa, Arthropoda, Insecta, Hymenoptera, Figitidae. The record is from RefSeq and is a predicted model, not a curated record.
AGUCGUGUGAUCGCACCCUAAAAAGAACAAUUCUGCUAAAUUGCCCAACCUUGUUUAAAAAGAGAUAGCAAAAUGGCUGAAUUUUAAAGCAGGUUGUACAAGAUUACAAAUAUGGCUUUUCGUAAAGUGAAGGGAAAUUUUGAACGAAUGUUCGAUAAAAAUCUGACAGAUCUCGUAAGAGGGAUAAGAAACAAUAAAGAAAAUGAGGCAAAAUAUAUUGCACAGUGUAUGGAAGAGAUUAAACAGGAAUUACGGCAAGAUAAUAUUGCUGUCAAGGCGAAUGCUAUAGCAAAAUUAACUUACCUACAAAUGUUGGGAUAUGAUAUCAGUUGGGCAGGUUUCAAUAUUAUUGAAGUGAUGUCAUCUCCAAAAUUCACUUACAAACGAAUAGGAUACUUAGCUGCCAGUCAGAGCUUCCACACAGAAACUGAAUUAUUGAUGUUGACCACAAAUAUGAUUCGAAAGGACUUGAACAGUCAAACUCAAUAUGAUGCAGGUCUAGCAUUAAGUGGUCUUUCUUGUUUCAUUAGUCAUGAUCUUGCAAGAGAUUUAGUUAAUGACAUAAUGACUUUGUUAACUUCAACUAAACCCUAUCUUCGAAAGAAGGCAGUGUUAAUGAUGUACAAAGUGUUUUUACGUUUUCCCGAGGCUCUAAGGCCAGCUUUUCCUAGACUGAAAGAGAGACUCGAAGAUCCAGAUAGCGGUGUACAAUCAGCUGCUGUCAAUGUUGUCUGUGAACUGGCUAGAAAAAAUCCAAAAAAUUAUUUGAGUCUUGCUCCUGUAUUUUUCAAGCUCAUGACCACUUCUACAAACAACUGGAUGCUUAUUAAAAUCAUUAAACUUUUUGGCGCAUUGACACCCCUAGAACCUAGGCUUGGCAAAAAGCUAAUAGAACCUUUAACGAAUUUAAUACACAGUACAUCUGCAAUGUCCCUACUUUACGAGUGUAUCAACACUGUUAUAGCUGUGUUGAUAUCAAUCUCGUCUGGUAUGCCAAAUCAUUCUGACUCCAUUCAACUGUGCGUACAAAAACUAAGAAUUCUCAUUGAAGAUUCAGAUCAAAAUUUGAAAUACUUGGGAUUGCUGGCAAUGUCAAAAAUUUUAAAGACUCAUCCAAAAAGUGUUCAAGCUCAUAAAGACCUAAUUAUGCAGUGCCUCGAUGACAAAGAUGAAAGUAUAAGAUUGCGUGCCUUGGACUUAUUGUAUGGAAUGGUGUCCAAGAAGAAUCUAAUGGAAAUUGUUAGGAAACUUAUGGUCCAUAUGGAUAAAGCUGAAGGCACAAUUUAUCGGGAUGAAUUGCUCUCGAAAAUUAUACAAAUUUGCUCUCAGAAUAAUUAUCAAUUUAUAACGUAUUUUGAAUGGUAUAUAUCAGUCUUAGUGGAUUUGACACGAAUGGAGGGAACAAAACACGGACAAUUAAUAGCAACUCAAUUAUUGGAUGUUGCAAUACGUGUUCAAGCAAUUCGAAAAUAUGCUGUUCAACAGUGUGCCUUAUUAUUGGAGAACGCUUGCUUUUUUGCUGGACAGCCUAGGGCAACUAUGUCUGAAGUUUUAUACGCUGCAGCGUGGAUCUGUGGAGAAUUUUCAAAAGAACUGGAUGAUCCCUUGGGAACUUUGCAAUCAAUGAUUCGAUCUCAAGCGUCAUCAUUACCUGGACAUAUUCAAGCAGUGUAUGUCCAUAAUAUUGUUAAACUUUCUGCCCAUGUUUUAAAUAAAGCAGUGCAAGAUAACAAUACUGAUGUAAUGGAACAGAUUUUCCUUCUCAAGGAGAAACUUUCCGAUUUUAUAUGCAGUAGUGAUUUAGAAGUACAGGAAAGGUCAAGUUCUGCAGUGGCUCUGCUGGAAUGUUUAAAAGAAAAUCCAGAAUUGGCCUUAGAAUUAACAAAUGCUUUUGUUGGAGAAUUAAAUCCUGUGGCUCCUAAAGCACAAAAGAAGGUCCAAAUACCAGCGAACUUAGAUUUGGACUCAUGGAUCAAUAAUCCACCUUCUGAUAAUUCUGACUCAGAAGGUCCAGAUAUGAACGAGAUUUUUGUAAAAGCCGAAAAAUCUGAUAGUUUUGCUAAACGAGAAUCAUAUGAAUUAACUAAUGAACAGCUUCAAAAACAGAGAGAGGCAAGAAUGUUGGAACAGGAAAAUAAUCCCCAUUAUCUUAAAGUUUCGAGUAACAAAAAUCCAUUGUCGUAUCAUAAUUCAAAUAAUGAUGGUGAAAACUUUGAUAAUAUUCCCGUUGCUGAACUUGAUAUUCCUGUUUCGUUGAAAAUUUCCGACUUUAGAUGUUCGACGAAAUAUUUCAACAUUGAUAAAGAAUCUAAUAAAAAGAAGCAUAAAAAGAUGGAUAAAAAGAAAAGAUCAAAAAGAAGUAAAGGUAGGAAAUCAGGUAGUUCAGAAGAUGAACAAAAUGAAAAUUAUCCGUCGCAACUGGUGAAUACUGGAAUAGGAGAAUUGCCACCUGGAGCAAAGUUAAGUGGCAGCGAUGACGAUGACGAUGUUGAUGCAAAUGAUCCACAUCGAGCUCUAAAUGUUGAUUUAGAUUUACCAUUAAGGGAGGAUGAAGGUUUACCAGUUUUGCAACAUCGAAGUGUCGAAGAUAAUGAAAUUGAAUCCAUAAAUAUUAAGAAAGAAAAGAAUCACAAAUCUAAGAAAAGACGUAGAAAUGCAAAAGAAAGUCAAUCAAAUGAGCAAUUAAAAGAAGAUGAAGGUGUUAAUCUCUGGCUAAUGAGUCAAACGGAAAAAUCGCAAGAAGCUGAAGAGAAUACCACUGGCAUUAGGAAACAUGAGAGUAAGAAAGGUAAAUACAAAAAGUCAAAAAAUGCCGAGAAACAUGCGGAGGAUGUUAAUGAGCAUUUUAAGCACAAGAGAAAAUCUAAACAAAAUAAAGAAAAAAAAGUGAAAAAAACAUCUGGUUAUGAGGAAACAGCUGGAAUUUCUACACCCUCUAAAGAGAUUGUAUCAAAUGAUAUUAAAUUGUCGGAAAUCAGUAUGAUUUCUCCUGGGAUGAAAAUUCCCAUGUAUCAAAAGUUAGCUAGUGACAAAACAAUAAGUAUGGUGUAUGAAUUAAAACAGCUACCUCUUGAAACGAAUAAAGUAAUAACGGCUAUUCUUUUAACUAAUGUUGGAGAAAAUCUUGUUAAAGAAUUGGUCUUUAAUGUAUCCGACUCAUCGACAUUGAAACUUGAGAGAUCUCCACAGGACGAAUUUGGAAUUAAAUUAAAUUUUCAAUUGCUGCCGAAAACAAAUACUGAAGCUGAACUUUCUAUUAUUGUAUCAGACGUUACUUUUCCUCAAAAAUUGCGUGGAAGUUUGACUUACAUGGUAGAAAGUUCAAUAGGAACGGUGCAAGAGAAACUUGAUUUUACAAUGCAAUUGUCGUGCAGUAAUUUUAUGAUUGGUCAUCUUUCACAUAGAGAUAUUCUCACGGAGUUAUUAAAAAGUGGCCAACUAACAGCUAAAAUAAAAAAAGAAGUAUCUCGAUGUGAAGAUUUUAGCGAUGCUUUAAAUAAAAUUUGUCAAAAAUGUCAUCUCACUCUUGUUGAGCAAAUUGACGAUACUGCUUCUCUCUACGGACAUUCCCUUCAAGGACAUCACGUAUGUCUUCUCUUAAAACAAAACAGUGCGGUGGGUAAUUUGAAGAUUGAUGGAAAAAGUGAUAAUAGCUCUCUUUUGACUGAAAUCGUACAGGAAAUUGUAAAAGUUUUAUCAUAAGAUGCUCAGGUAUAUAGUUAUCAGUUUUAUUGAAUAUAUGUUAGAUACUGUAAAAAAAUUAAAUUUUUAUAAAUAUUUAUGUGAAAAAUAAACCAAUAUUGAAGA